Messenger RNA from Amoebophrya sp. A120, 2372 nucleotides. Lineage: Eukaryota; Dinophyceae; Syndiniales; Amoebophryaceae. The record is from the annotation of a GenBank genome assembly.
GCCUGAUCAUCAUGCAGAUGCAGUUCGGGUUUCCCUGCUACUGACUCCCUUGCAAACUUUCGCUAUAGGUGUAAUUCAACACUUUCCAAUGUUUAUGUUAUUUUGCAAACCACAACCAGGGAACAUUGAUGCGAUGGCGGUUAAAUUGGUAUAUGAUUGUAUCGGCCAAGAACAUCAAUAUGCUGCUUUAUUCAGUAAUGUGUCUGUGUGCAGUUGCAGGUGUACUGCUUGGUGGUUUGUGUUACAUUGUAGUAUCGAAGCAGUGUAGCAAGUGCAAUUAGAGGAGUAGGUGCACAUAAUCACGACGAGAUGAACUACAUACAACAGUGAUGUAGUCGCGAGAAUUUCGUAUGAAGAUAAGGUACAACUACCACAACUAUUGAAGCUGCUCAUUCCGCAUCAGAAACUACAACAUGCUCGACCCGGCCGAUGACGAUCUUUCCCUUCCUUUCGAGGAACAGAUCGACAUAUUGCUUUCUAUGUAUCCCGACCGGAAUCUGACGACAGUGGAAGACAAUGCAAUCUCUCAGCCGGGGAAGAUUACGAAGGCAAGGAUAGACGUUUCCCCCAACGUCGGGGGGGAUACGAGAUUGGAGUUCUUGCAAUGCACGGUGGAGUAUUGUUGUGAGAUAAAGCCCGCGCCAGCUGCGGUACAACCUCCAAGGAACAAGGGGAAAUCUUCCUCCUCAUCUUCGUCCAAGAAUCCCUCGCCAUCGAAUACGAAUUCUGCAAAAGGACAACCUCAACCUUCGCAUUGGAAAGUCGUAAAGUCCGUGAAUAUGGAUGAGGAAGACGUGAAAGUGCUCCUCCACCGGCUGUCCACCGAGACGGACUCCUUUUUAGACGGCGUCCCUUUGGCGGUGGAUUUACUAACCUCCAUGAACGAAGAACUACGAGGGGAUUGCCCGGUCUGUCUACUCCCCUUGCACGAUGAGGAGGAAAUGGCGGCGAGUGGUGGAAAAGGCGUGAAUCUGCUCUUCCGGCCGAGUGUGUGCUUUCAUGCGGUACUGAUUAGAAGUGAUAGUGACAUAAUUUUUACGCUUUGAUGAAUGAUUGAAUGCGCAUGGGUUGUUGCUCGUAGGCACAACAUGCGGUCCGACAAGUUGUAUGAUUUCCGAUGCUUUGCUAUGCGAUACAAAUGUGAAGAACUUCUCCUCGAUAUAUCAAAUAAGUACAUUUCUUCCGAUAUUGAAAAUACAGAUGCACCGCGACUGCGUUUCCGAGUACUGGUCUUCUGUCCCGAACCCCGUCUGCCCCGUGUGCCGCGCGGAAGCCGCCGACGCAGAUUUCUUGGAGCUCGGCAUAAAACGGUUCGUCGAGCCAGAGCAGCCAAAGGAGUUUUCAAAUAACCGAGAUAGAAACAACAGAAAGAACAACAACUUCGACAAGGACAAUCCGCCCCCAAUCAAGCUUGCAAACCACAUGACAGAGGAGGAAUUCCAUCUACUCCCGGACGCGGCCUUGUCAAAAAGGGCGCGGAGGAGAAGAAACCGGUUGCAUGAGCGGGGGUAUAGGGAGUGGGAUCCAAGUUGUGCUAUGGAGGAUGGAGGGGUGUAUGACGAAACCAACGGCGCGGCUAACGCCGCCUCGCCACCCAUUGUUCUGAAGCCAGCUGAAGGAGGGAUACGGGAUAACGACGGUUCUGCUACUAUGCAAAAACACCCCUCGACUUCCACCACAACGAGCAGCUCCGCAACCUCCUCGAACAAGGCCAGAACAGACAAUAAUCUUCUCCGUUCGCCAAGGAUAUCGGAACAACAAACAGCUACCGGAGGUGGAUCUACUUCUUCUUAUACCCCUGCUUCUUCUUCAGCAGCGGCCACUAGUACAAGUGCAGGAGGUGUACCACCAAAGAAGAAGGAAGAAGUGAAGCAAACGGCGCUGCAGCUAGGUACGAAAAAGAACAAAGAAUUCAAAGAAUCCUUCCAAAAGCUGAAGGAGAAGAACAAGAAAGAUAUCCAGGACGCGCAGUAUUACCGUACGACAAGUGCGAAGGCUGCGUACGCGAUAUUGCACUUCACGACGGCGGAAAAAGCGCUGAAAUUAAUGCUGGAGUUGAGGAAUAAACCGGUGCAGGAACAAGGAACAGGAGGGGAGAGUACUAACGAUGAGGACAGCUGGAAGGUGAAUUACUAUUUCCCGGAAUAGUAUUAAAGUGCGGUGCUCGGUUGUAAUCGGUUUCGAAGCCGAGCUUGAAGCUCAAAAGCUGGAGCUGCACACACGCACCACGUCCCACACCACAUAAUGCGUCGAUAUCUUGAAAUCACUAGCGACAAUUGAAAUGUUAAAUCCCACGACCAACGCGACACACGGACAUGAAAAUGUUUUUCCGAAGAUCAUCCAUGCGCUUUGUGCGGAAGUAAAGCGACAAU